CGGGCAACCCAGCGCGGCGGGGGCGGCGGAGGCCGCGCUGCCCCUCCGGCUCCAUGGCGGAGACCGACCCGUUGCUCGCCCGCCAGCGGAGCGCCAGCGGCGGCGGCGGCGGCGGCAGGGCGGGUCCGGGCCCGGGCCGCAGCCGCUCCUCGUCCGCCGAGCCCCGCGCCCCCGCCGCCUCCUACACCAUCGAGGCCCAGCCUGUUACUGCUGAACAUGAGCUCUGUAUCAGCCAAGCUGUAGUAUUUAUUGAAGAUGCAAUACAGUAUCGUUCUAUUAAUCACCGCAUGGACUCUAACUCGCUGUGGCUCUAUCGAUGGUAUUACUCAAGCAUUUGCCAAUGGAUAUCAAGUUUCAAUAUUUUCCUCAUCUUGGCACUGGCAUUCAUUGAGACACCCUCAUCUCUGACUGUUACUUCUGACGUACGCUACAGACGGCCCCCCUGGGAACCUCCUUGUGGCUUGACCGAAAGCUUUGAAAUGUUUUGCUUCCUAAUAUUUAUAGCUGAUGUCUCCAUGAAGAGCUAUUUAAUAGGUUGGGAUGAGUUUCUGAAAACCAAAUGGCUGCUGGCUUAUAUCCUGGUCCUGGUGGUUUCCUUGACUGAUUGGACUGUGUCCCUGAGCUAUGCUUGUGAGGAGACGAUUAGAGUACGGCGCCUUCUUCGGCCAUUCUUCCUUCUCCAGAAUUCUUCGAUGAUGAAAAAGACAUUGAAGUGCAUCAAGCGAACAUUGCCUGAAAUGGCCAGUGUUGUGCUGCUGUUGACACUUCAUCUAUGUCUCUUCACCAUGUUUGGGAUGCUACUGUUUGCUCGAGAAAAGGAUAGCCGACAGGACCAGGAGAGAUUGGAGUAUUUUCGCAACUUGCCUGAUUCGCUGACUUCCUUGCUGGUGCUGCUGACUACUGCAAACAACCCUGAUGUGAUGAUCCCUGCUUAUUCCAAGAACCGGGCCUAUUCUAUUUUCUUCAUAUUAUUCACCGUAAUAGGAAGCUUAUUUCUGAUGAACUUGUUGACUGCCAUAAUAUACAAUCAGUUUAGGGGUUAUCUUUUGAAAUCAAUUCAAUCCUCCCUUUUGAGGCGACGGUUGGGGAUCCGUGCUGCAUUUGAAGUCCUUUGCUCACUGAAAAGAACACAUUCCCAUCACCAAGCAACUGGUGUUAGUGUCGGAACCUUUUUACAAGUUCUGCAGAGAAUUAAAAUGGAUCAAUACUGCAAACAGGCCAUCAUGCAGACGAUUGGAUCCAGCUCUACUGGCGUGAUGUCGGCUGAUCAGUUUCAGAAAAUUUUCGAUGAACUUGACAAAGAUGCAGUUAAGGAGCAUCCUCCUCGACCAGAAUACCAAUCUCCAUUUCUGCAGAGUGCCCAGUUAAUCAUCAGUCACCGCUAUUUUAAUUACUUAGGAAACUUGGUAGCACUCAGCAAUAUUAUCUCUAUCUGUGUAUUCAUGGUGAUGGAUGCUGACCAGCUGCCCCAGGACCGUGAUGACUUUGUCUUAGGGGUCCUAAAUUUCUUCUUCAUCUUGUACUAUUUACUAGAAACAGUGAUGAAGAUAUUUGCUCUGGGAUUGAAAGGAUACUUAUCAUUCCCCAGCAAUGUGUUUGAUGGAUUGCUCACUGGAAUCUUGCUGGUUUUGGAGAUCUCAACUCUUGCUGUGUACCGAUUUCCUCAUCCAGGCUGGAAACCUGAAAUGUUGGGCUUGCUUUCCCUGUGGGAUAUGGCCCGACUGGUGAACAUGUUCAUUGUGUUCCGGUUCUUGCGGAUUAUCCCAAAUAUGAAGCUGAUGUCUUUGGUGGCUAGUACUCUACUGGAUUUGGUCAAAAAUUUAAGAGCCUUUGCUGGGAUUCUUGUGGUUGUUUAUUAUGUCUUUGCCAUAAUUGGAAUAGGGCUGUUUCAAGGUUCUAUUGUGUCUCCUCCAGGAAAUAACAGCCUGACCUAUCCUAAGAACGCAUCCCGAUGUGGCACAUUUGAACAGUUGGAAUACUGGCCUAAUAACUUCGAUGAUUUUGCGGCUGCUUUGGUGACUCUCUGGGAUGUGAUGGUUGUGAACAAUUGGCAGGUUUUUCUUGAAGCCUAUUCGAGAUACUAUAGUUCGUGGUCAAAACUGUAUUUUGUAGCCUGGUGGUUGGUAUCCUCUGUCAUCUGGGUUAAUCUGUUUGUGGCCCUGAUUCUGGAGAACUUCAUUCACAAAUGGGACCGUCGAUGCCAACAGCAACCUCUCUCUGGAACUCAGGAAGCCCAGUAUCAGAUGACAGUGGAGCGCAUGUUUAGAGAUGUCCUGGAAGAACCUACAGAGGAGGAAUUGAUGGAAAAGCUAAACCAACACCCACACUUUCAUUUGUGCAGAUGACAGUCUGGUGGGACCUGCCUGUUUCCUACUCUCUAAGCUCCGACCAUGAACAGAAUUACUGAGGGCAGCCAUGCUGAGAAGGAGGAUGGUGUCUCCUAGAAAUCAUCUUCAAAUCUGCUAUUCUUAGACAAACACCCUCUCUCGCCUCAUCCAGGCAGUUGGGGAGACAGAAACUGAAUGGUCCAUUGGAACUUUUUUUAAACAAUCAGCAGCGUCGCUCUUUUUUUAGUUUUUUAAAUUCCUGUUGUUUUAAGAGAGACUUUCCCCAGAUGCCACUGUUAAUUUUAUAAACUGUCCAGAUGACACUUUUAUUUUUUUAAAUAGGAAAUGAGAAUGGCAUUGCAGUGCACUUUAAGAGCCACGAAACCAGUGACCUUGAAUCCUCUCUGCUGGGUGCUUUUCUGCACCCCAAAAAUAGUGAACCCGCAGAUGGUGGCAAUUUUGGGUGACCACAGACAGUGCCUUGAAAAACUAAUGAAUGAAUUUGUUUUGAAAUACUAAUGAAUGAAUUUGUGUGGGAACAUUUUAUAUGAAAGGAAGCUUAUUUUUUUUUUAAUUUGAGAUGUAAUGCCAGCAAUACUUCCUUUACUUACCUCCCAUAAAUAGUGCUUUAAUUUUUGUAUAAAAAGUUGCUUUAGAUUGGAUGGUGAUUUCUGAAUAAUGCAAUAGGUGAGGCUUUGGGGCCAAAGUUGACUUAUGUUUUUGGUGAGAUUGUGUCAUAUUUAUAAUUGCAAGGGCUCUACCUCUUGAGGGAAAAAUCUUCCUUUUUGUUUUCUCAUUGUUUGGGGAAGUUAUUUAAUAGGUGUAUCCUUUUAGAAGAAAACCACUUCAACUAUCAUUUGAAAAGUCAGAGCUUAUUUUGUCUGUGUUGGCUUCAUUGGCUUUGUUAGUCAUGAAGGGAUGCUCCUAAUACUUCAGUAGAUUUUUGAAAAAUGUAUUUUAUGCUUCUUAUUUCUCCAUUGGACAGUGAAACUGUGGUUCUGUAAUGAGUAUUUUCAUCACUCAUUUUGGGUAGAACACUUGAGGAAUUGAAAGGACGGUCUUCAGACAGUGUUCAUCUGUCUGGAUAGAAAGUGGGGUGGUGUCAGAAGAACAGAUUGUGUGAACAGUGUCAAGGCGUAAGCACUACUAGUUAGUACUACUUACUGAGGGUCUUCAAGAAUGCAGUUCUCAACUUAGUGGAGAUUUAUCCCAUUUCAAAUCCUUUUCAUCCUUUCAAAAUACUCUGGAUUCAGACUGUGUACAUUGUGUAUAUGGGGUACAUACAUCUGUUAUAUCUGUCAUCCUUUCAUUCUUUUUAAAACCUAUUUGUUGCCUCUUUAGCUUUUUCUUUUCCCUGAAAAGGGAAUGCAGGUUUUUUCAGCCCUGUGGAAACUAAACAGGGUCAGGGUCUGUGCAGUCCAAGUAAAGGGAAGGCUGAGUGGUUAUGCAGUUGAUUUACCCUACAUAAAAAGUCACCUGGAUACCUCAGGCCAAAAAAUUAAUUUUGAUGUCUGAUCUUGAUAGACUAUCUGCCUGGAAUCAGCCAACUAGAUAAUUAUUUGGACUACCAUUUCACUUGGUAUGGUUAGACCAACCAGUUGGAUGACAAAUGCAACUCAAGUAUAAAGAGAAUGCAACAAUGCAAAAUGUUUCCUCAUCUCCCUAGUUUAUUGAAUUUAAAACACUUUUUCCAAGUCCCCUGCCUCCCUCCUCCCCAUUCCCUGCCACACAAUUAUUUUUUACCAAGUGGUACAGCGUAUGUAUUUGUAUUGUCUUAAUAUGAAAUAAAACACCUUUUCCUAUUGUCACCCAGUAUUGAUCUAUUUGUUCCCCAGUUUAUUGCACCAACCUAGGCCCUUUUGCAUCAACAUUGGAGGCCGUCAGGUUAAUGAUUUAUUUUCACAUGGGGAGGUAUCCAAAUGAGAAAAAUAGCAUGCUGGCCAAUCCACUGGGAGCUGUACCUUUCACACUCCUCAAUUCACCCUCCCUAUUCUUCUCCUCCUGCUCUGUCCACCUUAUUAUUUGAAAAUUGUUUUGUCUUUUACUCUUCUAAGUCCUAGCUAUCUACUUAACUCUGAUUUCUGUUGGGAUCUCUCCAACUUCUCCCUUUUCCUUAGAAUUGCAUCAGAGACUGUUAAAUAUGCUGUCUCUGGAAUGGUUCUUGAUGAUUCUCUAUACCAUGUAUUUUAGUACUGUGGUCCUCAAUGGGGCAUCUACCACUUUACUUGGGGGAUGAUUCUUCAAGUCUACUCUAUCUUCUUUUUAUAGUACUCUAAGAAUGUGUAUUCCUUGCCCUUUCUUGGUGAGACUGAAAAAAAUGUGGAAGUUGAAAUAGGCAAGUUAAUUGCAUUCAUCAGUAUGUUUCCUUGCCAGCGAAGUCAGCUUGGGCCUUCAAUCUUUCCUGCUAACUGUUAUUCAAAUCCCUUUUUUGUCAUAGAGAUACAUACACUAUUGAGAAUACGAAGUAAAGUAGAGAAACCUAGGGAAUGCUGCUAAAAGCAAAGGCAUUGUAAUCAUGCUUAAUGCCCAAGGUAUCACAGGAAGUAUAUUUAAGAUGUAUAGAGCAUACUAGGUUAUAAGCACAAAAAUGACCAAAAGGAUAUUUAAUAAAUAUGAUUUGAUGAUGAUUCACUACAAAUAUGAAUUGCAAUUACAAAACAGUAUGUUACCUAAAUAGACAUGUUCCAGUUAUUUUGAUAUUCUUUAAUUCUGAUGUUUGGCAUAGACUGCUCAGAUGUGUGGUUUGGGGAAAGGAUCAGGUAAUUUAUGAGUUUAUAAGAAACACUCCAGUAUUAGAUAUUUCGGGGAAUAUCAGCAACUUUUCAUUAUGAGAUUAUGAUUUCUACACUAGAUCUAGGUAUUAACUGGAUUGUAUUCGUAAAUGUCUGUAUGUUUAAAUUCUUGAUGUUGCUAUUGGGGUUUUAAUUUAUUUCCACUUUUUAAACUUAGUUUUGACAUCUAAGCACCACCUAGUGGUGAGACUCUAACAAGGUUGUGCAAUAAGAAAUUAUUUUUGACAGUAGCUGGCAUAGAGUAAUAGAUAAGUGAUGUCCUUACACAACCUAAAUUGUGUGCAUAACCAUUUUAAAUGUGUACAGUUUUAAAAAUCUGUUAUCAUCGUCAGCUUUUCACAAUGAUCAGUGUUAUUCUUUGCCUCAUAUCAAAUCAAAUUUCCAAUUUGAACUUUUCCACUGUCAGCAUUUGAUUCCUGUAGGUUAGGGAAUCAAUAAAUCAGGAAGGGGAAAUGGUAUUCAUAAUAAAUUGAUUAUGAAGCACUUUAAGGAAUAAAGUGUUUCUAGAGCCUUCAAUAUUUAAACCCCUUGCUGUUUUUGGUAAUUACUUUGUUUAAAGAAUGUAAAGUAAGUGCAUAAUAAGGAUUACAACAAAUUUCAGUUGAGGGUGGGAAAAAUUAAUUUUUUUUUUUUAGAAUGACUUUCACAUCCAAAAGCUUCACUUCAUGUAGAGAAUCUCGGCAGUAAAGUGGAAUGACAUUUAGGCUUUUAAAUAUGUACUAUCAGUAAGAAAAUACUACUACCUUGAUUUGUGUAGCACCUUCUCCCAGGAAAUAAAGGCACAGUAAAUACUGACUUCCACAAAUGUCACCACUCUUUCUGGCUUAGGCUAUAUGUUUACCAAGUUGUUUUGAAUUUUGAUUUUUACAGUGAAAGUGUGUUUUGUCCCUAGAUAUUUGUCCAUUAAAUAAUAAAGUAUUGCUGAGUGGUAAUGAA
Messenger RNA from Ornithorhynchus anatinus (platypus), 6055 nucleotides. It is a transcript of the gene TPCN2, whose product is annotated as two pore segment channel 2. The record is from RefSeq and is a predicted model, not a curated record. Bases 54 to 2345 code for a protein of 763 amino acids. Lineage: Eukaryota; Metazoa; Chordata; Mammalia; Monotremata; Ornithorhynchidae. Gene Ontology annotation, cellular component: lysosomal membrane. Gene Ontology annotation, biological process: monoatomic ion transport; transmembrane transport. Gene Ontology annotation, molecular function: monoatomic ion channel activity; voltage-gated channel activity. The transcript is spliced from 25 exons.